AUGUGGUCAAACACGGUCUUUCGCGUUUGAUAUAUCAAAUCCCAUCGUCAUAUUUUUGCAGCAAGUUGGCGACAAUGAGCUGCCAGAUUGUGUCGUGAAAAGCAUGUAUUUCUGUGAACACACAAGUUCUGAGAGUACAUCAGACGAUCACAGCAAGCGAAAUCCUCAUGAAGCCAGGGAAAUCACAGAAGUUGCAAAAACGUUCUGCCAAAAGGGCAGAGUUGAUCCAUCUAAAAUCACAGUGCUUUGCGCAUAUCGCGGACAGGUCACAGAAAUAAUCGAACGUUUUAAAUCGUCGAAUGUGGAGGCGCUAAGUAAGAUUCAAGUGACUACGAUUGACAGUUUUCAGUCUCUCAAUAAGCGACCACUUGACAGAUAAUAGAGGGAAAAUUGGAUAAUAAGGUGUUCUAACAUUAUCGCAUCACUGGAUGGUACAAGAGACGGCAAUUUCUCUAUGGGAAGUACCCGAUUUUUUCUCAAAAUCGACUUUUCACGUGAAUAAAACAUUUAAAACAUGGAUUAAGUCUCACUCACGCAGUUAACUUAUGCUAAUGAGGCAAAAUUGUGACCCAGUAAAGUCUAAGCUCUCGUAAGCGACCACCUCCCGUAAGCGACCUGCUAGGCAUGACGUUUUAGGUGGCCGCUUACGGGAGGUUCGACUCUUUUUUGCUCAUGUACCUGCUGCACCCAAACUGUCAAGCUGUGACGGUCUCCAAAACGUUUCCGUUCAACUGGUCAGUAAGCCUGUUUGAAGUGUAUCUACAGUAUUUAAGUUUGACAGGAGUUUGAACUCCAAACCGAGGAACUGAACAUGACCUGCCUGUGUUCUCCCUUUCUUCACCUCUUUAGACGCUUGGAAACAGAGCACUUACCUAUUCAGAAAAUAUACUUACUCAAAAUACUUUAUCUUUGUUGUU
Messenger RNA from Orbicella faveolata, 917 nucleotides. RefSeq names its product NFX1-type zinc finger-containing protein 1-like. Gene Ontology annotation, cellular component: nuclear RNA-directed RNA polymerase complex. The record is from RefSeq and is a predicted model, not a curated record. Gene Ontology annotation, biological process: regulatory ncRNA-mediated heterochromatin formation. Gene Ontology annotation, molecular function: helicase activity. Lineage: Eukaryota; Metazoa; Cnidaria; Anthozoa; Scleractinia; Merulinidae.